AUGCCUCUAACUGCUCUACCCAAGGCGUUUGAUUUGAAAGAGCUAAAGAAAGGAUACUUUCCACAUUUAUUCAACACUUUGGCUCAUCAGAAUUAUGUAGGGCCAAUUCCAGCGCUCGACUUCUACGAUCCCGACCAUUUAAAGGAAGACGCUCGGGAAAAAUUAUUAAAAUGGCAUGGCGAAAGACAAGCGGAGGGAUACGUUUUUGAUUUUCAGAAAGAAAUCGUUGAAUACUGUAUCUCCGAUGUGGAAAUAUUGACACAGGCGUGUCUCAAAUUUCGAGACCUGAUGAAAACCGAAACCACAGUCGAUCCCUUCCAGGAAAGCACCACUAUUGCAUCAUGCUGUAACAAAGUCUUAGACGCAAUUUUUUAA
Messenger RNA from Acanthoscelides obtectus, 375 nucleotides. The record is from the annotation of a GenBank genome assembly. Lineage: Eukaryota; Metazoa; Arthropoda; Insecta; Coleoptera; Chrysomelidae.